Rubroshorea leprosula is the source of this 608-nucleotide messenger RNA. The record is from the annotation of a GenBank genome assembly. NCBI's taxonomy places the organism in Eukaryota, Viridiplantae, Streptophyta, Magnoliopsida, Malvales, Dipterocarpaceae.
GCCUUCUUCCUCCUCUCAUACUCGUAGCAUCUCCAUUCCUGCAAUAUCAAUCAGAAUAAAGCAUGUCGAAAGACAUUGGUGUUCUUGUGUGUCUCUCGAUCAUGGUUUUGGACAUUUCUGCUGGAGUAAUCGGAAUUGAAGCUGAAAUAGCUCAGAACAAGGUGAAGCAUCCUACCCAAUUGGUAGUUGAGUGUACAAUCCCAAGUUUUAAAGCCUUCAAGUUAGGAUUAGCUGCAACUAUUCUCCUUGGCCUUGCCCAUGUUAUUGCUAACGUUCUUGGUGGGUGUAUUUGCAUUGGGUCCAAGGCUGAUUUACCCACUGCUAACAGGCAAUUAGCUAUUUCUUCCCUCAUUUUCUCAUGGAUAAUCUUGGCAAUUGGGUUGACGAUGCUGAUAAUAGGAACUCUGGCAAACUCAAAGUCAAGGAAAUAUUGUGCUACACCGCACCAUCGUCUUUUCACAAUUGGAGGCAUUCUGUGUUUCAUUCAUGGACUCUUCGCUGUUGCCUAUUACGUUUCUGCAAAAGCCACAGCCAAAGAAGAGAGACAGAAUCGCCGUGGAAGCCAGGCUUGAAUUUCUUAAGAUUUGUAAUAGAUCUUGCAACUAAGA